Molecule: messenger RNA, 1269 nt
Organism: Ceutorhynchus assimilis (cabbage seed weevil)
Lineage: Eukaryota; Metazoa; Arthropoda; Insecta; Coleoptera; Curculionidae
Source: the annotation of a GenBank genome assembly
CGAGAAUCGAGACGGCCAUGAAAAGUAGAACGCGUUUUUUUCUAAUAAUGAAUGUUUGAUGAUAAAGUAAAGUGAAAGCCAGAAACGCAUAGGCAAAUCUUCAAUGUUCCACUGAUAGACUUUACAAUAAACAAAAUUGCGUGUAUCCAAAAUAUCGAUUAGAGGAUUAGCCUGUGUUAACCUUACUUUAAAAAUAAACAUUUGCGUAAAGCUCGGCGCUUCUGCUUUAACGAAAUUAAUUGCAAUCGGGAUCAAAGUUUCUACCUUAGAAUGGCUAAUAAAAGUGACAUAACAAGUAUCUUAUCAAUAGAAAAUCCUCAAUUUUCCACUUACUUAAUUGUAGCAUCGUUGUUGGUUUUAAAAAUGUGUUUCUUAACGCUGCUCACUAUUUUUCAAAGGCAAAAAAAUAAGGUCUUUAUAAGUGAAGAAGAUACAAAAGUGUUUCCUGGCACUGUAGGCGCAAAUCCAGAUGUGGAAAGAGUCCGCAGAGCCUUCCAAAACGACCUAGAGAACAUUCCUGCCUUUCUAUUCAUUAGUUUUGCUUAUCUCUUCGUUGGAGUGCCUAACUGGGUUGUUCACUUCAUCUUUUACCUAUUCCUUAUAGCCAGGACCCUGCAUUCUUUCGUUUAUGCAGUUUAUGUAAUACCCCAACCAGCUAGGGCUAUUUGCUUUAUUGUAGGAUUCUUUAUUAUAGGGUACUUGAGUGGCCAUGUGUUGGUUUAUGGGGUUUACUCUGGUUAUUUAGGAAAAUAAUUAUCUUAUAAUUUAAUUUUUUUUUAACGUCAAUGAUACAACUUAGCACUAAAAAAAAUGGUUUACAAUGAAAGUAUAAGCAUAGGUACUGAAAGUUCCACAUCAAUUUUGCUUACCUAAUUUAUAUUUAGCCUGUCACUUAACCCCCUAGCCGGGGCUUGUAAGGUAACUUGUAUAAGUCGUAUAAUUUAAAAUCGAGAAAAAAGUCGAGUGAUACAUAUGGUAGGGCAUAGAUACUAGAUUGAGAAUUUUGCGGCCUUAAAAAUGAUGUAGGUAUCACUUUGACUCCAUUUCCAAUUUAAAUGUUACUGGUGAUACACACUGCAGCUACGCAGUUAAAGAGAGUUGUAAUGUCUCUAGGUUGCGCUCUUUUUGUUGGACUACCUUAUAUUAUAACAUGUGUAAGUACCUAUGUAGGAAAUACGUAUAUAGUAACAUAGCAGAAAUUAUGCCUCAAUAGUGUUAAACUGUAUUGGAAAUUACAAUAAUAAAGGAUACUGUUUUUUUAUAAUUGAA